Messenger RNA from Owenia fusiformis, 711 nucleotides. Lineage: Eukaryota; Metazoa; Annelida; Polychaeta; Sabellida; Oweniidae. The record is from the annotation of a GenBank genome assembly.
AUGUUAGUGUCCAAUAGUGGAAGUGCCCAGUACAGGAGACAGAGAAACACUAAAGAAAUGUUGCGACUUCUAGUCCUCGCACUAGUGUGUAUGGUUGAUGCCAAAGUACUGAAGUUUGAACCCGAUCGUAACCAUGAGAAUGCAGUUAUCAAAAUGGAAGCACCCUACAAAAAGCCAGAUUUCUGCAACGGUCUUGACUGUCCAAGUUUCAAAGUCAUUGAAACGACUAAGGAUUAUGAAUUGCGAGAGUAUGCAAUGAGCAACUGGGUGACAACACAGCUAAGUGGAAUAGACUACUCACAGGCCCAAUACACAAUGUUUAUGAGAUUGUUCAACUACAUUCAAGGCAAUAAUGUUAAAAAGAUGAAGAUUGCAAUGACAUGCCCAGUAAUAGUCCGUAUCAUCCCAGGCCAGGGGCCAGCAUGUGAGGAUAACUUCACAAUGUCAUUCUUUGUGCCCCCUUCAAUGGCCAAUCCUCCAAAGCCAACAGAUCCCACAGUUGAGCUUACCAGUAUGAGAUCCAUGAGAGUCUAUGUCAGAGGUUUUGGAGGAUUUGCAACACUUCAAAAGUACCAAGAUGAGGCUCUUGCACUGGGAAAGGCAAUUAAUGAUCAAUCGAAAUAUGUCACAGAUCAUUGGUUCACAGGGGGUUAUGAUGCCCCAUUUAAACUAUUCAACCGCCAUAAUGAAAUCUGGUUCUUGGCCAAAUAG